CUCGUCCGCUUUCCCCUGUGUGCGUCACUUUGGCUCUGUCCCCCAUUUACUGCCGGUCUUUCACAAAUCUAUCUAUUCAAGGAAAUUCAAAAACAACGGUGAUUAACCUCCCACCCCUCCCCCCCCUCCCCCUCAGAACAGGGUCUGUGACUCGAGAGAUUGUACUCGACUCCUUCGACCCUCGGAUUCACAAUCCUGGUGUCUCUUCUGCCCACCCACGCCUUUCGCAAUGGGCAGAAAACCGAAUCAGUUGAUCCUCGAGUUCUUCAUUCGCGGCCAGAAGCUCGAGGACGCCAGCAAUCGCUACCAACACACCUGCAAAGCGUGCGGCGAGAAAUUUCCCAAGGGUCGCAUUGACAGCUUGACCAACCAUCUCGUCAAGAAGUGUCAAGCCAUUCCCUUGCGCGAUCGUCAACGCGUCUUGUUGCGACUACACGAACUUCCCGAUCUUGCCGACGGUGACCAAAACAAAGACGGAACGGGACCGAACAAAGGCAAGUCCGGGGAUCUGCCCUUUGCAGCAGCUCGUCAGAACUUUGACGGGCUCAACGUGUUGGCCGAGGCCUCGAGACAGGUGGGCGCCUCCGACUCAACCAAACGGGGCGGGCCCGCGUACACUCAGUCGUUGACGGUUGGAGGCAAGACGGUCGUCGUGGAUCCUGCCCUCGAGGCCGAAGGCUUCCAGGGCAAUCCGACUCAGCCAGAGACAGUGGAGGAGGAUGCGAAGCCGCCUGGGACCCCUCAACAAGCUGCCUCCAACGCCUCGUCUCUACCUUCCCUCCCUGGUAGCUCCCCAGCCGAACCACAACCAUCCGCAUCUCCUGCAAUGGCGGAAGCGUCUCUUGCAACUGACUCGGCUGCCAACGCGCGCCAGUCACAACUAUCCAUGAUCGCCGCUUCAGCGAGUGAGAUGGUCCCACACGGCCUAUCGAUGGACCAGGACUCCAACGUCGGACUUGGUGAUGGACUUGCUAAGAUGAGUCCCCCAUGGAACCAGCAGCUAUCCACUCAGGAACAGCUCCUUUUCGACAGCCUUCAUGAACACGAUCCCACCUUGACUGCUGCUACCCAGCGCGCCGCAUCUUUUCCCCGUCCGAUUGCGAUGAACCCGAACUCGCAGGCCAAAGGUUUUGUGAACGAGUUUGGGAACUCAACCAAGCCUACAAAACCUAAAGUGCGCGGUCGGUUCUCUGCUGCACGACGCCGGGAGGUUCAGGAGGUCAGAAAGCGGGGUGCUUGCAUUCGCUGUCGUAUGCUGAAGAAGCCGUGCUCCGGAGACAGUCCUUGCACCACGUGUGCCAGCGUUGAGAGCGCUCGCCUGUGGAAGCACCCAUGCAUUCGUACUCGAAUUGCGGAAGAAUUCGAGCUUUACAACGCAAACUUACACGCUACGCUGGCCUAUCACGAUGUGAGCAGCAUCCGCAACCAGGUCAAGUUCGAACAUUACGCUGGUCGUAUUGAGGUUACUCACUUUGAGGAGAGCUUGGUCUAUGUCACAUUUAGCGGACUACAGGGUCACAAGCCUUCUGCCUCGACAAUUGAUCCCCAGCUACAGGGCCUGGGCGACGAGCCACAAUUUCAGGGACCUCUUUCUGAGCUCUAUUUGCUGGAUAGCGAUACCGAUGAUUUGCCGGGAAAGAUUGAGAUGUACAUCAAGAAAACCGCACCAUUCUUCUAUGAGCGGGAGACUUCAGAGUUCAUGCGGCCCACUUUGAUGCUUGCUGCAGAGCUAAGUCAGCAGAAGAAGGAUCUGUUGUUGGAACGUGUGUUGGAGUUGUGGAUCGCCACUCACAUUCUGGUGGAUUCGGAACUGCAGUGGAAGACGUACUGCAACCCAACUCUUCCGCCUACCUCGGUGCACUCUCUCGCACAACCCUCGGACGACGGUCGUACACCUAUCGACGAGGUGACUAACACUGAGUCGUAUGCUCUGCUGUGCAGCCAGUUGCGUGCCGCGACCGAGAAACGUGCGUCUCAGUUGAGCAAGUCGGUGAUGAACGAUUUGGAGCGACGACUGCUGCAGCGCCAGCAGAGUGGCUGGUUUGAAACCUUCCUGGUAGCGAUCAUCUUGUUGAACUGUGUUGAGAGGACUUGCUGGCUGUUCCGCUCAUGGGAAGACGAAAACUUCGCUCAGCGUUGGCCUCUGGAUAAGCGCCCUCCCUACUAUGCCAGCCAGGGCGAUCGAUUCUCGGAUAUCCUACACAUGCUGUUGAAGAUGCGCAGCUUACCGCCCAAGGCCACUCCGCGCCCCGACACCGGAAUUCUUAAGGCGGUGGACGGUAGCGACGAGAACGCCGCGCGCUGGUUCGACUCCAUCAAGAUUACCUCUCUUUUCCUCGAACAACGUCAAGCCACCGUCUUCGACCCGGCCGACUCUCGUUCCCUCGACCUGCGCUACGGCGCCAAACUCCUCCCUCCCUCCAACGUCUACACCUAAUCCUGUUCCCCUCGUCUAGUCUAGUCUAUCUUACCUACCUACCUACCCCCUAGCUAGCUAGUUGAAACAAUCGUGUGCCACCACCAUCACAAUUAUCAUGUGAAAG
Molecule: messenger RNA, 2543 nt
Organism: Aspergillus aculeatinus CBS 121060
Lineage: Eukaryota; Fungi; Ascomycota; Eurotiomycetes; Eurotiales; Aspergillaceae
Exons: 7
Coding region: 230-2437 (735 amino acids)
Biological process (GO): regulation of DNA-templated transcription
Molecular function (GO): DNA-binding transcription factor activity, RNA polymerase II-specific; zinc ion binding
Source: RefSeq, a predicted model, not a curated record